AUGAGUGUAUUGCCUAGAACUGUCCAGGAUGUUAAUCCUACGCAAAAUAGAAAAUCAAUCUCAGUGAUGAAUUCUAACAAUGAUGCAUAUGAUUAUAACCAUUACAAUAACAGCACUUUCAGUAAUAAUAAUAGGAUACCAAUAGUAAUAAAAAGACUUUUCAAGACACCAAAAAAUUUGGACUUUGAAACAGCUACGUGGGAAAUGUUCCACUUGAUCUUCAAACCUAGAAAGGCAUUCCGUUCAUUUUAUUAUCAACAUCAAACCAAAAAUCAAUGGGCAAGAGAUGAUCCAUCUUUCUUUCUUUUACAAAUCUUACUAUUGUCAAUCACAUCGAUCGCAUGGUCCAUUGCAUAUGGUAGAUCAUUCAUGGGAUUUUGCAAACUACUAUUCAAUAUGAUAUUCAUUGAUUUCUUUCUGUUAGGUUUCAUAAUCUCUACCAUGUUUUGGUUCAUAUUAAACAGACCAUUUUUCCAAUUCAAACUAAUGACAAAUAAUGAUUAUUAUAACAGUAAUAAUGUCAAUAACAGUACUCGACCAUCCAUAGAAUGGGGCUAUUGUUUUGAUGUUCACUGUGAUGCAUUCUUAGUUAUCCUGUUAUUACUGUAUUUCUUGCAAUUCCUAUUAUUACCAAUAAUUAAUUUGCAUAAUUGGUUUGCCCUGAUUGUGGGGAAUUCAUUAUAUUGUUUCGCCAUUGGUCAUUACUUCAUCUUGACCUUUUAUGGUUAUUCACAAUUACCAUUUUUGAAAAAUAUCAACUUUAUCCUAUUGCCAACUUUAGGUAUGGCCCUCCUUUAUGUUAUUAGCUUAAUAGGUAUUGAUUUAUCUUCAUGGUUAAGUUUUUAUAAUUACACAAACUAA
Messenger RNA from Naumovozyma dairenensis CBS 421, 861 nucleotides. RefSeq names its product Gmh1p (gene GMH1). Gene Ontology annotation, cellular component: Golgi membrane. The transcript has a single exon. The record is from RefSeq and is a predicted model, not a curated record. Lineage: Eukaryota; Fungi; Ascomycota; Saccharomycetes; Saccharomycetales; Saccharomycetaceae. Bases 1 to 861 code for a protein of 286 amino acids.